Messenger RNA from Clunio marinus, 982 nucleotides. NCBI's taxonomy places the organism in Eukaryota, Metazoa, Arthropoda, Insecta, Diptera, Chironomidae. The record is from the annotation of a GenBank genome assembly.
UUGGUCUUCAGAACGAGAAACAUCUCUUGAAUUCAUUAAACAUGAACACUUUAGUUAAAGGAUGGUUUAGUGAAAUAUCUGACGAACUUUGGCCUGGACAAUGCUUUUCUUUGAAAGUAAAAGAAAUUUUGCACGAAGAAAAGUCUGAGUUUCAAGAUAUUAAAAUUCUAGACACGGAAACUUACGGUAAAGCAUUAAUUCUUGAUGGUGUAAUUCAAUGUACGGAAAGAGAUGAGUUUGGAUAUCAAGAGUUAAUCUCGAUGAUUCCGAUUUGUAGCCAUCCUAACCCAGAACGUGUUCUUAUUGUCGGUGGUGGCGAUGGUGGUGUUGCCAGAGAAGCCAUCAAACAUCCAGCAGUUAAAGAAGUAUAUCAAGUUGAAAUCGAUGGUCGUGUUGUUGAUUUAUCAAAAAAAUAUUUGCCAUUUAUGGCUUGUGGUUUUGAUUCACCGAAAGUUCAUCUUACGAUCGGCGAUGGAUUUGAAUUCAUGAAAAACCAUAAAGAAGAGUUUGAUGUCAUCAUUACUGAUUCUAGUGACCCGAUAGGUCCCGCUGUCUCACUUUUUCAAGAAAGUUAUUUUGAAUUGAUGAAAAAAGCAUUAAGGCCUGGAGGAAUUAUUUGUUCUCAAGGGUCAAACUUUUGGAUUGAUUUGGAGCAUGUCAAAGAAACUUUAAAAGCGUGCGCAUGUCAUUUCAAAAACACGAGUUAUGCAAUGGCAAUGGUUCCAUCAUACCCAUGUGGUUCCAUUGGUUUCGUUAUUGGAUGCUUAGAUGAGAAGCGUGACUUGAAAACUCCCUUGCAUUGCUUCACAACAGACCAAAUUGACAAACUUAACUUCAAAUAUUACACAAGUGAUGUACACAAAGGAGCUUUUGCCUUGCCUCGAUUUGCUGCUAAAGCUUUUGAAUUUUAAUUUGAUGAUUUCGUUUAUCUAUUCAAGAAAUGAUUGGAAUAAAAACUUUUUUCUUUUCAUUUUGAAAAACG